CCAAAUCCUCCACCCAAGCUAAGCAAGAGAGCAGCGGCCAAGACUGUCUCCGUCCACCGAUCAAUUCGUCCUAUCUUACAUUUUACCAACUCCAUUUCGUUCUUGUUCCCAAUGGCGGCAGCCAAGUCCGUCGAGCGGCUGGCGCAGCGCCUGGUCAUCCCGGCAGAGCCGACGCCGGCCGGCCCGCUCCGCCUGUCCUGGCUCGACCGCUACCCGACCCAGAUGGCGCUCAUCGAGUCGCUGCACGUCUUCAAGCCGUCCCCUGACCGUGACGUCAACGGUGCCGGCCCGGCGAGCACCAUCGAGCGGGCGCUGGCGCAGGCCCUGGUCCAGUACUACCCUCUCGCCGGCCGCCUAGGGUUCACGGACGAUGGCGGCCUGCUGCAGGUGGACUGCGGCGGCGACGGCAGCGGCGUCUGGUUCACCGAGGCCGCCGCCGCAUGCGGGCUCGAGGACGUGGAGUACCUCGAGCACCCGAUGAUGAUCGCCAAGGACGAGCUGCUCCCGCCAACGCCCGCCGAUGAGAAAGACGAGCGCAGGCUCGUCCUGCUCGUCCAGGUCACCACCUUCGCCUGCGGCGGCUUCGUCGUCGGUUUCCGCUUCAGCCACGCCGUCGCCGACGGCCCCGGCGCUGCGCAGUUCAUGGCCGCUGUCGGGGACCUCGCCCGCGGCCUUAGCGUGGAAAGCUUGGCGGUACAGCCACAGUGGGGCCGCGACGCCAUACCGAACCCGGCCACCGCCGUCAUCGGCAGUCUGCCAAGCCCCGCGGGCGCCAAACACCUGGAGUACCUCGCCAUGGACAUCUCGGCCGACUACAUCGGCCACUACAAGGCCCAGUACAACAACGGCGCGCACGGAGGCUCGUGGUGCUCGGCGUUCGAGGUGCUUGUGGCCAAGGCAUGGCAGAGCCGCACACGCGCAGCGGGGUUUGAGCCGGACUCCGACGUCCACCUCUGCUUCGCCAUGAACGCGCGCCCGCUCCUGCACGCCUCCCUCCCGCGCGCCGGCGCAGGGUUCUACGGUAACUGCUACUAUAUCAUGCGCGUCACGGCGCCCGCCGGCAAGGUGGCCGGCUCGUCGAUCCCGGACGUGGUGAAGAUCAUUAAGGACGGGAAGAGGCGGAUGCCAGCGGAGUUCACGCGGUGGGCUACGGGGGAGGCCGGUGCCAAUGGCGGCAAGGACCCGUACCAGAUCACGUCGGACUACCGGACGCUGCUCGUGUCGGACUGGUCGCGGCUCGGGUUCGCCGAGGUCGACUACGGUUGGGGGCCGCCGGCGCACGUCGUGCCACUGACGAACCUGGACUACAUUGCCACGUGUAUACUGGUGAAGCCGUGGGCACACAAGCCAGGGGCACGGCUCAUCACCCAGUGUGUGACGCCCGACCGCGUCGCCGCCUUCCACCAGGGAAUGCUCGACAUGAACUGACCGGAGCUCCUGGCCUGGCCGGAGACGAGGAAGAAAUGAAGCUGAAGCCAAAAUGGAUUUGAUUUGACUGCGUAAUUAGACAUACGGGCAUUGGAUUGGUUCUAUGGUGUGUGAUGUGGCCGUGUGGUGUAACUGAAAAAUAAGAAACUGAUCCUGAUUUGGGCGA
Molecule: messenger RNA, 1594 nt
Organism: Lolium rigidum
Lineage: Eukaryota; Viridiplantae; Streptophyta; Magnoliopsida; Poales; Poaceae
Product: acyl transferase 7-like
Exons: 1
Coding region: 112-1428 (438 amino acids)
Source: RefSeq, a predicted model, not a curated record